Phaeodactylum tricornutum CCAP 1055/1 is the source of this 576-nucleotide messenger RNA. RefSeq lists its product with no specific name. The transcript has a single exon. NCBI's taxonomy places the organism in Eukaryota, Bacillariophyta, Bacillariophyceae, Surirellales, Neidiaceae. The record is from RefSeq and is a predicted model, not a curated record. Bases 1 to 576 code for a protein of 191 amino acids.
AUGUCGUCUAAUUCUCGGUCGGCAUUCCCCCAUUCUCUAGGGAUUUCCAAAAGUCUGGAUAUCAGCGCGUCUGCUUCUAUUGUUUGGGCCCUCCUUGUUGAUGUAGACUCUUAUCCGAAUCACCUUUCUACUUGCAUGAGUGUAAGAGUGUAUCAACCCCAUCCCACCAAUCGAAGAAAUCCUAGGGGAAGCAGCAAUGCAUCACAAAACGUAGGCAGUGUCAAAGCAGGGUCCAAGUGGGUAGAGGUUCGACAGUUCAAAGGUCGCACAUACAAGAUGCUUGUGUCGACCACGGCUGUAGACAAUGAGGAAGAUGACCCAAAGUCGUUCACUGUGGCGACGGACGCGCUGGGUUCUACCAGCACGGCAACUCAUACCCUGACAACCAUAGACGAAAGGUCAUGCCGAUUGUCCUUGUCGUAUGGUAUCGUUCCACAUCGGUGGUGGUCUCAAAUAUAUUUCGCCUGCUUCAAGAGAAUCCUCAGAAAAGACUGCCUGGAAGCCCUGGAGCAUGAUCUUGCUGACAUUGCGAAAGCUGCCGUUGCCGUUGCCACCGGACAAGAUGAGGCUCGGUAA